Messenger RNA from Sesamum indicum (sesame), 912 nucleotides. RefSeq lists its product as uncharacterized. Lineage: Eukaryota; Viridiplantae; Streptophyta; Magnoliopsida; Lamiales; Pedaliaceae. The record is from RefSeq and is a predicted model, not a curated record. Gene Ontology annotation, cellular component: cytosol; nucleus. Gene Ontology annotation, molecular function: DNA binding.
ACCUGAUGCUAUAGAUCAACAAUUACGAUUAUAAGAGGCCGCAAAAAUUGACGAAUAAGCGACGAAUUGAAGGGAAUUGGAGAUAAAUGUACAGGAGAAGACCCGCCACCAGACCGGGUGAGAAUAAAGUUUAAAGAUAUACAUCCAAGAUCCACCGCGUAAUUCGGACGCAAGAGCGAUUGAAUACUAACAGAGAAAUAAUUCUCAUUUUAUUGGAAUAGCUCUUUUUAGCACUGACUGAAGCUGAAAUCUGCAGAAACAAAUGGCUGACCCGGAGUUGGAAGCCAUCCGGCAAAGGAGAAUGCAGGAGCUAAUGGCUCAACGCGGCAUGGGUAGUCGUCAAAGUUCUGAACAGCAGAAAGCCCAGGAGGAAGCUAAAAGGGAUGCAGAGGAACAGAGACAAUUGAUGCUUACUCAGAUUUUGACACCUGAAGCACGGGCGAGACUUGCUCGAAUUGCACUGGUAAAACCUGACAAGGCCAGAGGAGUUGAGGAUGUAAUAUUGAGGGCUGCUCAAAUGGGUCAGAUUGCUGAGAAGGUAUCUGAGGAGAGGCUAAUAUCACUGCUUGAACAAAUCAACACUCAAACAACUAAAGAAACCAAAGUAACAAUUAAAAGGCGCCAGAGUGUUCUUGACGACGAGUAGCUUAUUGGAGUCAUCUGCCUGAAUAUGAUCUAGGGCAUUGUAUGAUUAUAUGGGAGCGUAAUUAUGGACCGUAAUGUCCUAUAAAUUUAUUGCCUCAGAAAUACCCUUCUUUGAGAUUGUAUGAAUGAGUCCCCCUAUCCCCCUAUCAUUUAUGGCUCUAUGCAUUGGCCUGAACGAAUGAGAAAGUAAGAAUGGACGGAGUUAAGCGGGCAUAAAUUUGAGCCCUUCACUGACUGGUUGAGAUUGGAUAUCGUCUUUUAAUUUCU